Molecule: messenger RNA, 1687 nt
Organism: Anopheles funestus (African malaria mosquito)
Lineage: Eukaryota; Metazoa; Arthropoda; Insecta; Diptera; Culicidae
Product: ITG-like peptide
Exons: 7
Coding region: 750-1388 (212 amino acids)
Source: RefSeq, a predicted model, not a curated record
GCCAUUGACAACCAGUUCACUCUUGACCGUGGAAUCGCUCGCUUGGCAGAGCUCGCAAAACCGAAACCCCUCUAGUACGUGCUAGCAAACCUUCCAGUUGUGAAAGUGAAUCGAAUAGUGAAGCUGUAAGGAUACAUACAACCCGCCGGAAGUGAGUCUGUGCGUGAAGAAGGGAAAAAGAGUCUAUAGUGCAGGGAGGGAUAAAAGAAGGCAUCCAGCAUAAAGGGGAAGGAAAUAUAGCAGAGCAUCCAUCGUAUGGUCUCCGUACCCGAUAAUCGGUAACAUCCGGUACCGUGUGCAGGUGGAGCGAGUAGAUUCGCUCGCUGGAACGUUACGACGGUCUUGUUCAGUGUGGCGGGUAGUUCUUGAGUCGAGGAUCCCUGUAUCGACCACGUGCAUGCGUGUGUCUUUGUGUGUGUGUUUGUGUGCGUUAUUGUGUAUUCGUGCGUGUAAGUGUAUUAACCAUCCUAGAAAGCUUAUUUAAUGUGCGUUCCCUUUUCACUCAGCACAGCAAAGUGAGAUAAAAGUUGUGAAAAUUUAAAUCCACCCGUAAGCAGUGAAUAGCAGUGAAUUUGUGUCUAGUUAUUUUGACACCGUAAAAUUUUGCAAUUGUACUAAGAAAACAUCAAAUCGCGCAAGGAAAAGUGGUCCAUUUCUUCAACACAACCAACGAGCGGUCAGGCAUAUCCAGGCAGCGUUGACUUGAAAGCAGCUACUUCGCAUUGAAUAGAAGCAGCCCUAUUUUCAACAUGAAAUCUCCUGCCCUGUGGAUGGCCAUCGGUGCGAUUCUACUCCUUGGCGGAAGUGUGAACGCAUGGGGUGGACUGUUCAAUCGGUUCUCACCGGAAAUGCUAGCAAACAUGGGUUACGGCAGCCAUGGAGGAUCCUAUCGCCCACAAACGUUUCUGCAGAAUGAAAUACUUGACGAGGAACAGCAAAGUCCCCGAUACGAACCGGACCCCUGCUAUCCUCGGGUGUGCUCCGCCAACGAAUACUGCUGUCCAGGGUAUAUCUGCAUUGCCAUGGACAAUGUAAAGGGUAUGUGCAUGCCACUGUAUGGACGAAAGUACGGCGAGCUGUGUCGACACGAUUCUGACUGCGAGUCUGGGCUGGUCUGUGACAUCUCCGCGCUGAGCGGUGCGAGCGUCUGCCGACCACCAACCAUCGUGGCAAAGCAGUACGGUGAAGAUUGCAUCACUUCCAGUGACUGUGAUAUUACACGAGGAUUGUGCUGUCAGGUGCAGAGAAGACAUCGGCAAGUGCCUCGUAAGGUUUGCUCGUACUUCAAAGAUCCACUCCUCUGCGUUGGAACGGUUGCUGCUGAUCAGGUGAAACACCAGAUUGAGCAUACUGCAGGUGAAAAGCGCAUCAUUUACAAUAAGCACUAAACAUGCACGAACCCAAACAAAAACAACAACAAAAACCCAUGCACGAAACCCAGAACGAUCAAACGAUCAAAGUCCGAGAUCGAGAGGCAAACCGAUGUACUUGCACGUGCCGUGCAUGCCAUCUCCGGAAAGCAAGCAAAUAUUAUGAUUCUUAAUCCUGGCAACCUCUCGCACCGACAUAACGCUGGAAGCGUGUAAAAAACAUACUUAUUAAGUCCUUGUAUUAAAACUCAUUUGCCCUCACACAACGUAGCUACCAGGCCAAAAGCGAUCAGUAAAUGGCAAUCAAAAAAAAAAAA